UACAAUGCCCGGCGGGGCUACCCAACGUACAGCCAGAGUCUACAUGAAGUGAUGGCACUGGAAGCGUUUGUGCAAGGCAUCCACCCGGAGCGGCUGGGAGAACGCCUGAGUGCCCACUGCUCGCUGUCCGCGGCGCUCGCAGAGGCCGAACGGGUGGAAAACAUCGAGGCAUUGUGGAGUCGAGGCAUUGUGUACGCCAGACAUCGAUGGAAGAAGACGGGGAGGAGUUGGAGACGACGCGACAGACCACAGUACAACCACCACAACGCCGCCCACGCGAGUGGAAGAGGCCGGCCAGCGAAGACUGAUGCUACCGGUGUGGCGAGCCGGGACACAUCGCGCCCCAGUCAAACUAGAAGGAGGUGGCACGGCGGGAGGGAGUUUCACUACCUCCCUGGCUAUGGACUGCAUACGGCUGGGCCGGCUCUGCCAAACAAGAGGACACUAUGUGGACUGAACUUCGAGCGGCUGAUGGAGCGUGUCCUGGUGGGCAUUCCACGAACAUGCUGCGUGGUUUACCUGGACGACAUCCUGUGUCAUGCAACAGACUUCACCGGUGCCAGAGAAGUGUUGGCUGUGGUGAUGGCAGUGCGCCAUUUCCAAACCUACCUCUACGGCAAAUGGUUCCUGCUGAGAACGGACCACGCGUCACUCACCUGGCUGCUGAACUUCAAAGAACCAGAGGGCCAGCUGGCUCGCUGGCUGAAGGCGCUCCGGGACUACGACAUGGAGAUUCAACACCGGGCGGGUCGCCUUCACGGCAACGCGGACGCUCUGUCCAGGCGUCCGUGUGCAGCAGACCAGUGCCAGCACAGCCACCGGAGGGAGGAGAGGAGCCUGGCCACGGCUCAACCGGAGCCCGCUCGUCGGCUACAGGCUGCAUCACCACUGGCAGAGAGAGAGAGAGCUGCUGCUUUCAACGCUCGCCAGCAGCAAGCCAGCGAGAGACUCACCGCUCACCAGCGUCACGCCAGCGAGAGACUCACCGCUCGCCAGCGCCGCGCCAACAAGAGAGCCACCACUCGCCAGCUUCACGCCAGCGAGAGAGUCAACCCUCGCCAGCAGCACCCCGAGGUCGUCUCGCCGCCUUCCACUGUCAGCUACAGCGAUCAAGAGACCAGAGACAGCCCACCGCAGCCCAACGCUACAACGCAGCACUGCAGAGUGGCAGCCGGGGCCACGGACGCACAGGCGCCGGUGGACGUGAUGUCAAGAGAGGAGAUCUGGAAGGCACAAUCAGAGGACGCCACACUCAGCCGACGCCACACACACCUGCACAGCAAAGAAGGGCCCCACACGACGCUUGCACGCUCCGCUGCAGCAAUAUUCAGUCGGGGCUCCCAUGGAGCGGGUAGCUGUCGAUGUCAUGGGCCCACUGCCAGUCACAGAGCAGGGAAAUCGCUACGUGCUCGUAGCCAUGGACUAUUACACUAAGUGGCCUGAGGCAUAUGCAGUGCCAGAUCAGAGCGCCCAGACGACAGCAGACAGACUGGUCACUGAGAUGUUCUGCCGGUUCGGGGCACCGGAAGAGCUCCACAGCGACCAAGGGCGGAAUUUCGAGGCAGAGGUGUUCACUGAGGUUUGCCAGCGCAUGGGCAUCCGAAAAACGCGGAGGCCCCACGUUCCUCAUGCCGCUCACGGAACUCCUGCCGGUCGCCGGGCAGGGUCAGGGAGAGGUCGUCCUGGUUGUGGAGUGUUGAGGACGGAGCAGGGCAGUCCAGCCAAUCAGUGGCCAGAGAGCGUGGAUAACCCACCUCAGGGGCGGAGCCUGGGUAGGUGAACUUCCAAUAGGAGCUUUCUUUGAAGAGCUCCUUCCUUCUGGUGCCACAGCAGCCCCUGCCUCCCGGCGGAGGAGCCCUCUCCUGAUGAGGUGAGAUCGGACGCGGGCCGAGGGUAGCCUUCCUGCAGGGAGAGCUCCUUGAAGAGCCAGACCUGUGAGUCUUGCAUGACAACACAAGAGAAGAGAGACAAAACCAUUACCAAAACAGCCCAGCUCACUCAUGCACGCAGGACUUGAAAGCACCUGGGCCCACAUCCCAGCACUGAGGGCUUUAGCCAUGGAGGUUCACUCACUGUCCACUACAAGGCCAUAUCCAUGGAGUCAACACUGGACUGGACGGGGCGGGAUGGAUGGGUAAAUGUGCAUUGGUAUAGAAAAUAAGUCGAGCAAAUAUUCCAGAAACUUGGGUGCACAACAUUUGCAUGUCUGUUUUGCUUUCUGGGCAUGCCUGUUGUGAGUCUAGUUGUUUUAGUUUGAAUAUUGUUUACAUGCUUACAUGGAGCCAUGGUAAUAAAGCCACAUAAAGGCAUACCCAGAAAGCAGAACAGACAUGUAAAUGUUGCACAAGUUUUUUGAAUAUUUGGUCAGGUAUGCAAAAUAAGACCCAUAAACUAGAAAGACACACACACACACACACACACACACACACACACACACACAUGCAUAGAGAGAGUGAAAGAAGAAGAGAAAUAGAGUGUGUCUCACCACUGAUGAAGACAAUGCUGUGGUCUGAGUGUCUCUCCAGCACAGCGCUGACCGAGGUGAGGGUGGGAGGGAGAGCCCCCCAUAGCCGCCGCACUGACACGGCCCUGCCCGACACCAGACCCCCACGACUCACCCUCCACAUGCUUAGACCU
Messenger RNA from Alosa sapidissima (American shad), 2637 nucleotides. RefSeq lists its product as uncharacterized. Bases 52 to 1434 code for a protein of 460 amino acids. The record is from RefSeq and is a predicted model, not a curated record. The transcript has 4 exons. NCBI's taxonomy places the organism in Eukaryota, Metazoa, Chordata, Actinopteri, Clupeiformes, Clupeidae.